Arabidopsis arenosa is the source of this 465-nucleotide messenger RNA. The record is from the annotation of a GenBank genome assembly. NCBI's taxonomy places the organism in Eukaryota, Viridiplantae, Streptophyta, Magnoliopsida, Brassicales, Brassicaceae.
UCACAUCUCAACAAAUAUUCAUUCUCAGAGCAUUUCAAAUCCAAAUUUUCCCGAGAGAAAAUCAAAGUUUCCUGAGAAAAUGUCAGGUCGUGGAAAGGGAGGCAAAGGAUUGGGCAAAGGAGGAGCCAAACGUCACAGGAAGGUUCUAAGAGACAACAUCCAAGGAAUCACUAAGCCGGCGAUUCGGAGAUUGGCUCGUAGAGGUGGUGUCAAGCGUAUUAGUGGUCUGAUCUAUGAGGAGACACGUGGCGUUCUCAAGAUCUUUUUGGAGAAUGUUAUUCGUGACGCUGUUACUUACACUGAGCACGCUCGGAGGAAGACGGUGACUGCUAUGGAUGUUGUUUAUGCUCUUAAGAGACAAGGAAGAACUCUCUAUGGAUUCGGCGGCUAGGGUUUUUAAUUGUUGUUUGUCUACGUUUCAGAAUUUGGUCUUAACACCGAAAAAAUUAAAAACAUGAAGGAUGU